GCAGCUGUCAUGAUCUCCGGUGCUUUCGCGCUUGUCUCAGCAAACCUGGUAUCCUGGCUCAAAAUCAAAGUGACAAAAUUAACUGGACAGUGAUCCAGUUGUUUGUCGCAUGACGGUGCAUCUGCAAAAGGUGACCUUGUCCAAAAACUGUCCAUCAAAAACUGCGCAAAACCUUCAUCUGCAAUGACAGAUAAAAUUAAAGAGCUCGUUUCAAAGUGCCUACAGGCCCGGGACAUGGCAUACUGUCCAUACAGCCGGUUCCCUGUCGGUGCUGCCAUAUUAACAGCAGAGGGCGCUAUAAUAACAGGCUGUAAUGUGGAGAAUGCCUCCUACGGUCUGACAGUGUGUGCCGAGCGGACGGCCAUCCAGAGAGCUGUGGUGGAAGGACACAGACAGUUCACGGCCAUCGCUGUGACAUGUGACAUCAAAGACCGCUUUGUAGGGCCAUGUGGAGCAUGUCGGCAGGUUCUUAUGGAGUUUGGAUCAGACUGGGUUGUAUACUUGACCAAGCCGGACGGAUCUUACAAAGAAACCAGCCUCAGUGAACUGUUGCCUAUGGCCUUUUCCCCAGCACACCUCUCAAAAAACUAAUAAAGCUGUGAUCUUACUGUAAGCAGGCCAAAAAAAAACAAAAAAAAAGUUUUGUUUUGCUUACAUAGUCAUUUUAUAACGUCACAUAA
Messenger RNA from Toxotes jaculatrix (banded archerfish), 680 nucleotides. RefSeq names its product zgc:103586. The coding region runs from base 184 to 591 and encodes 135 amino acids. Gene Ontology annotation, molecular function: cytidine deaminase activity; zinc ion binding. The transcript is spliced from 5 exons. Lineage: Eukaryota; Metazoa; Chordata; Actinopteri; Toxotidae. The record is from RefSeq and is a predicted model, not a curated record. Gene Ontology annotation, cellular component: cytosol.